GUUAUGAAUAGCACAGUUGUCACGAGAUAUUGACGCACCCUCCCCGUACUCCCCGCCACGGGGAAGAAUCUAUGCAUGACAUCUUUCGUAGGUGUGAUGCAUAUGCUCAUAUGGAUGUCCGUUCAUCAAGAGAACGCAUCCAAGCGGCCUGCAUGUGCGGCGGCGGGCCGCGACGUUUUAUAAAAGAAUUAAGCUGAGCAGAUCAUGGGAGCAAACAAGACACUACCGUCGCAAUGAUUCACUGGCGUAUCCUGUCAGUGGCUGCCGGGACACUUCUUUACGCAGUUACCAGUUGUCUCGGUGCUACGAACGUCGUUGUUAGUGGGACACCAAGCCAUGCUGUCCCGUCCACCCUAUACGGACAGAUGUUCGAGGACAUAAACAGUGGCGAUGGCGGUUUGUAUGGAGAGCUUCUGCAAAACAGGGCGUUCCAGCAAGUCACUCCAGGUACAACCGCCGCUCUGAAUGCGUGGCAUGCGGUGAACGGUGCUACCUUGAACGUCAUCGCGGAUUCCAAUCCUGUGUCAUCUUCUCUCCCUAAUUCCUUGCAAGUGUCCUUUCCAUCCGGAGAUAACGCCGUUGGAUUUAGUAACGAGGGCUUCUGGGGUAUCAAGGUCGACAGCUCAUGGACCUACACGGCAUCCCUUUACUACCGAUUCCCUACUUCUUCUUCUUUCUCGGGUAUUUUGACUCUUGGUUUGCAGAACUCUGCUGGCCAGACUGUUGCGUCCUCAUCUGUACCUAUCAGAGGUUCUCAAAGAACAUGGACUCAGGUCAAGGUCACUUUCAAGCCAAGCUCUUCUCAGUCCUCGACAAACAACAGAUUUGUUGUGACAAUAAACAAUACGAGUAGCAGUACACAAACUAUCAACUUUGCCAUGUUAUCGCUGUUCCCUCCUACCUUCAAGAACAGACCGAAUGGGAUGAGAGCUGAUAUUGCAGAGGCACUCGUCGAAAUGGGACCGUCGUUUUUCCGUUUCCCUGGUGGUAAUAAUCUUGGUCAAACUGUGGCUUCUCGCUGGCAAUGGAACGCGACGGUCGGGUCUCUUUUAGACCGACCAGGGCGUGUUGGUGACUGGGGCUACGUUAAUACUGACGGCUUGGGUCUUUUGGAGUAUCUUACCUUCUUCGAGGAUGCAGGCAUGGAACCCAUAAUGGCUGUUUGGAGUGGCUAUGCCCUUGGAGGCACCAACCUGCCAGAAAACCAGCUUGCUCCAUAUAUUCAACAAGCAAAGGAUCAGAUCAACUUUGUCAUAGGCGAUCCCAGCACCAGCGCACCAGCCGCUUUGAGGGCAUCGCUGGGCCAUCCUGAGCCGUUUGCAUUGAGAUACGUUGAGGUUGGAAACGAGGAUUUCUUCGCAGCUUCCACUUACCCUUACCGAUGGAAGGAUUUUGUAGGAAACCUCAGUGCAAUUUUCCCACAGCUUCGUUUUAUCGCGACCACGAAUACCUUCAAUCCCAUCAUAUCUCCCAACCCUCUUCAAUAUGACGUGCAUGUAUAUCAAACCCCCACUUGGUUUGCUCAAAACUCCUUCUUUUAUGACGGUUUCCAGCGAAACUCAACAACUUAUUUCGAGGGUGAAUACGCUGCUAUUUCCACUAACUCUAGUGACCUAUUCGGAUCACCUGCGACUGGAAGACUCCUCUUCCCCACUAUGCAAGGCUCUGCGGGCGAAGCGGCGUUCAUGACAGGACUAGAACGUAAUAGUGACAUCGUGUUCGCAGCUUCAUAUGCACCGCUCCUGCAGCAUGUCAAUGGCUCUCAGUGGACACCUAAUCUCGUCAGUUUUGACGCUGGUUCCGUUAUUCGGUCGACGAGUUUCUAUGUGCAGAAGCUGUUCAGCUUGAAUAAAGGCGAUGAUUACCUCCCAAGCACACUUCCGUCACGAACAGGGACUACGUUCUGGAGCGUAACACGUUCUCGAUCUUCCGGAAAUGUAAUCAUCAAGGUUGCCAAUACGGCCAGUGCAGUAUCCGAUCUUACCUUCCAAUUACCUUUCAACACGGUGGCAUCCUCAGGAAUGCUACAGCAAUUGCAUGGCGUACAGACGGCUAGCAACACCCCUGCACAACCCAAUGCUGUUGUUCCAACUACCAGCACCAUCGCGACGGGUAGAACCCUAAAUUUCUCUGCACCUGGGUUCAGUGUCAGUGUGAUCACGGUCAAAGCAUCCUAAGCUCUAUCUCUAUUAGGUUCCAAUGAGUAGGGUGAGAGGUGGGAUCAUCUGUAGGAAAGGACGGUGGCACCUGUGUACUACGAUAUGAAUGAUUACGAUACGUUGAUAAAUACGGCACUGCGAGGAGUGAGUGUAUCUCCAGAUCC
Molecule: messenger RNA, 2323 nt
Organism: Somion occarium
Lineage: Eukaryota; Fungi; Basidiomycota; Agaricomycetes; Polyporales; Cerrenaceae
Source: the annotation of a GenBank genome assembly